CAUAAUCAAGCCCUCCUGCCAUUUCUGUCCAACCCACCAGGGCCCGAAGCACGGGACCGGACGGGGCGAGGAGAGUGAAACGGCGCGCAAUCGCCGCCACCGCCGCGUCGGCACGUCCGCCCCACCUCUUCGCUUAGGCACGCGCCAAAACCAGUCACCGGCCGCAAUCUGCCAAUCUCCCGAGCCGCAGUCCUACGCUCCGGCUCCUCCACCUCCUAACCGCAUUUGUUGAUGACGGCGGAGCAGGAGUGGAGUGAGGUCCAGGUCCGGGCCCUCGACGGGCGAUCCACGGUCGUCAAGCUGCCCCUUGGCGCCUCCGUCCGGGACCUCAAGGCCGCGCUCCGGACGUCCUUCUUGCCCGCGCAAGUCUCCCCCAGCUUCCACCUCUUCCUGAAGGGUGCUAAAUUGCGUUUAGACGCUGAGAUUGGCAGCCUUGCUAUCGGCGAUGGGGACUUCAUUGUUCUCGUACCCUUCACAAGGACGCCACAGCAGCAUUUUUCAGUUAGCACAGCAAGUCAAGAUCAGGGCCACUGUCCACCAAAACAACCAGAAGUGUCUUCUGCGGCUAAUUCAGCUUGGCAAGACAUUAUGGAUGACCUCUCAGCAAUGCCAGCCAGCCCACAGUCUGAUGCUGCUUCCAAAGAUUUUUACUCCUCAUGUGACCCGUGCUCUGGGAGAUUUACGGAGGAUAUGAAAGCGGGUCAAAUUUCGACAAGUGGGUCAUCAAGGAAAAGGAGGAAAACAUGCAAGGAAAACGGAAAUGGUUCCCCACAAAUGGUGUCCUCGUCUGAAGCAAAUGGUACAGCUGAGAAACACAACAUAAGCAAGAAAAGUGGGGUGGCCAAAUCUGCUGCUAUGUUAUGUCAUGAUAUGCAACCUUUGAAACCUGCUGAAAUGGUUGAACAUCUGAAACAAGGACUUGGAAAGGAGGGGCAGAUCGUACAUAUCCAAGAGAUAUCAUCUAGAGAGGCAUCAUUUACAGAACUUCCUUGUAAUCUUUCAGAAGCUAUGAGAGAAGCGCUGAAGAGUAUUGGAAUAUCUAGACUGUAUAGCCACCAGUCUCAAGCCAUAACAUCCUCUAUUUCUGGAAGGCACAUUGUCGUUGCAACUUCUACAUCAAGUGGAAAGUCUCUAUGUUACAAUAUUCCUGUUCUUGAAUGUCUUUCCCAAGACUUGAUGGCGUGUGCUCUGUACAUAUUUCCGAUGAAGGCUUUAGCUCAAGAUCAGUUGAGGACUUUAAUAAAGUUGAAGAAUGCAUCUCAUAUUGAUGUUGAUGUUAAAAUAUAUGAUGGUGAUACUCCUAGAGAAGAUCGUUUGUGGAUCAGGGAUAAUGCUCGACUGUUAAUUACCAACCCGGAUAUGUUGCAUGUGUCAAUCUUGCCGUAUCAUGGUCAAUUCCAGAGAAUUUUAUCAAAUCUCAGGUAUAUUGUCAUUGAUGAAGCACAUUCAUACAAGGGGGCAUUUGGCUGCCAUACUGCGCUCAUAAUUCGGAGAUUGAAGCGUAUUUGUUCAAAUGUUUAUGGUAGUUGUCCUACAUUCAUAUUUUGUACAGCAACCUCAGCAAAUCCAUGUGAGCAUGUCAUGGAAUUGGCCAAUUUGGAUGAAGUCGAGUUGAUUCAGAAUGAUGGAAGUCCUUGUGGUUCCAAGUACUUUCUCUUGUGGAAUCCCUCACUACCUAUGACAGAAGGAAGGUCAAAAGCUAGUUCAGUACAUAGGCGCUCAAGCUCAAUAGUAGAGGUUUCAUAUCUAUUUUCCGAGAUGGUUCAACAUGGCCUCCGCUGCAUUGCAUUCUGUAAAAGUAGGAAGCUAUGUGAGCUUGUUCUAGCUUACACGCGUGAAAUUCUUCAGGAGACUGCAAAAGAAUUGGUAGAUUCUAUCUGUGUAUAUCGUGCUGGCUACAUAGCUGAGGACAGAAGAAAAAUCGAGGCUGAUCUUUUUGGGGGGAAACUUCAUGGAGUCGCUGCUACUAAUGCUCUUGAGCUAGGAAUUGAUGUUGGACAUAUUGAUGCAACAUUGCAUCUUGGAUUUCCUGGUAGUAUUGCCAGCUUGUGGCAGCAAGCCGGUAGGUCUGGAAGAAGAGCUAAACAAUCACUAGCCAUUUAUGUUGCCUUUGAGGGUCCUUUAGAUCAGUAUUUCAUGAAGUUCCCACAUAAACUAUUUGGCAGGUCGAUUGAGCAUUGCCAAGUUGAUUCACAUAAUCUAAAGGUUUUAGAACAGCACCUUCCUUGUGCUGCUUAUGAACAUCCCUUGUGCGUGCAAUACGAUGAGUGCUACUUUGGCUCUAGUCUCGAUAGUGUAAUGACAACCCUUAAAGACAAAGGUUAUAUCAUCAAUAAUCGAGCUGGACCUUUUUCUUCAAGCAUGUGGAACUAUAUUGGACCCGAGAAAAGCCCUUCACAGGCUGUAAGCAUACGGGCAAUUGAGCAGGACAGGUAUAAAGUGAUUGACAAGUUAAAUAGUCGAUUACUUGAGGAAAUUGAAGAAAGUAAAGCCUUUUUUCAGGUUUAUGAAGGUGCUGUUUACAUGCAUCAGGGUGCCAAUUACUUGGUUGAGGAACUUGACUUGGCAUCAAGGACAGCCUUCUGUAGGAAAGCUGAUUUGAAAUAUUACACGAAAACACGAGACUACACUGACAUCAAUGUUCUCGGAGGAGAAUUUGCUUAUCUUCCUACAAGUAUAUGUAGAACUAAUCGGGUGAAGACAACUGCUCAAGCAAAUGACUGCACGGUGACUACUAAAUGGUUUGGUUUUUAUCGCAUAUCAAAAUCUAGCAAUACAAUAUCCGACAGCUUCGAGCUUAACCUGCCCCCAUACUCCUUUACUUCCCAGGCUGUUUGGGUGCGAAUUCCCCACUCAGUAAAGAUGACCGUGGAGGAAAGCAAACUAGAAUUUAGAGGCGGCUCACAUGCUGCUUCGCAUGCACUCCUGAAUAUAGUGCCUCUGCAUAUGAUGUGCAGUGCUUCUGACCUAGGAACAGAGUGCGCUAAUCCUCAUGAAAGCCGUGGCAUCCCAGACAGAAUCCUUUUAUAUGAUAGACAUCCAGGUGGUAUCGGCAUAGCAUCACAGGCCCAAAUGCUCUUCGAGGAACUCCUCCUGGCUGCUUUAGAAGUCGUUUCCACGUGCAACUGCACAAGUGCCGUUGGCUGUCCAAACUGCAUCCAAUCACUGACGUGCAGCGAAUAUAACGAAGUUUUGGACAAGGAGGCAGCGAUUUUGAUUCUGAAGGGAGUAAUCGACUACGAGAGAUCGUAUUUUGAAGCGGAAGACGCUUCUCAGCGAAGCUGCUGACGUCGAGGCUACAGUAGGCAGCGAGGAGUGACGUGUUCAUUACUGUUUGUUCGUUUGGUGUUUCUCUCGUGUAUGUAGAUGGGAGAGGUUCGGUCUGUAUCUGCACUCACAUUUGUAGCCUCGUCAUAUCAAAGUUGAUAUCAUAUCCUACGACAAUCAGGUCCA
Messenger RNA from Zea mays, 3453 nucleotides. RefSeq lists its product as uncharacterized. Gene Ontology annotation, cellular component: nucleus. Gene Ontology annotation, biological process: interstrand cross-link repair; nucleotide-excision repair. Bases 232 to 3288 code for a protein of 1018 amino acids. Gene Ontology annotation, molecular function: 3'-5' DNA helicase activity; nucleic acid binding; ATP binding. NCBI's taxonomy places the organism in Eukaryota, Viridiplantae, Streptophyta, Magnoliopsida, Poales, Poaceae. The transcript has 23 exons. The record is from RefSeq and is a predicted model, not a curated record.